This is a messenger RNA of Lotus japonicus, 1814 nucleotides long. Its product is annotated as G-box-binding factor 1-like. The transcript is spliced from 13 exons. Bases 506 to 1498 code for a protein of 330 amino acids. Gene Ontology annotation, molecular function: sequence-specific DNA binding; DNA-binding transcription factor activity. Gene Ontology annotation, biological process: regulation of DNA-templated transcription. Gene Ontology annotation, cellular component: nucleus. NCBI's taxonomy places the organism in Eukaryota, Viridiplantae, Streptophyta, Magnoliopsida, Fabales, Fabaceae. The record is from RefSeq and is a predicted model, not a curated record.
UUUGUUUGGUUUGGUGUUUCAAUUUUCAACCCUCCUCAACUUCCAACUUUCCCAAACCCUUUUGAUUAUUCAGCAGCAGCACUAGUCUCCACAUCAACACCGACACACACACUCACUCACACCACACCCUUCUUUUCCACAUGGAUUUUGGAAAAUAACAAACCAAACAUUUACACAUACAUAUUACAUAGUAUUGUAUCUUAAAACCUGAAACUCAACAACAACAACAACAACAGUUUACAAGUCCAAACCAUAUAUUACUAGUAUUAUAGACUUUGAUAACCUCCUUGACUCCUAUCCCAGUUGGACUUUCACUUCCACCUCACCCUUUUCUUUCUCCCACCCUUUUCUUCAAGACUUUGAAAACAGAGAGUAAUUGUUGCUUGUAAAGGAAUUUGUUUUUUGCUGUGGCAUCCUCUGAAAAACAAAAGCUAUCACUUUCUGAUCAUAUAUAGAUUUUUUUGUUUGGUGGCACUGAGCGGACAGCAUUUCGAAACUGAUCUGCAUGGGAACUGGGGAAGAGAGCACAGCUAAACCUUCUAAGUCAUCUGUGUCAACUCAGGAGAUACCUACAGCACCAUCAUAUCCAGAUUGGUCAAGCUCUAUGCAGGCCUAUUAUGCUUCUGGAGCCGCUCCACCUCCCUAUUUUGCCUCAACUGUUGCUUCCCCAACUCCCCAUCCCUAUAUGUGGGGAAGCCAGCAUCCUUUAAUGCCGCCAUAUGGGACUCCCGUCCCGUAUCCAGCUUUAUACCCUCCUGGCAAUAUCUAUGCUCAUCCUGGCAUUGCAGUGACUCCAAGUCCUAUGCAGCAAAGUACUGAGAUUGAAGCGAAGGGAACUAAUGGAAAAGAUCGAGAUUCAUCCAAAAAAUUGAAGGGAACCUCUGCAAAUACAUGUGCCAAAGCAGGGGAGAGUGGAAAGGCCGGCUCAGGUUCAGGCAAUGAUGGCAAUUCACAUAGUGCUGAAAGUGGUUCAGACGGUUCAUCAAGCGCUAGUGAUGAGAAUACUAACCAACAGGAAUCAGCUACAAACAAGAAGCGAAGCUUUGACCAGAUGCUUGUUGAUGGAGCCAAUGCACAGAACAAUUCUGCUGGUGCCAUUUCUCAAUCCCCUGUGCCUGGACAGCCUGCAACUAAUCUUAAUAUUGGAAUGGAUUUAUGGAAUGCAUCUUCUGGCGCCCCUGGAGCUGUUGCUACUUCGGCCAUAAUGGGACGUGAGGUUGUACUUAGUGAACAAUGGAUACAAGAUGAACGUGAGCUAAAAAGACAGAAAAGAAAACAGUCUAACCGAGAGUCAGCUAGGAGGUCAAGACUACGCAAGCAGGCUGAGUGUGAGGAGUUACAAAAGAGGGUGGAAAUGCUGGGAAAUGAGAAUCAAACUCUUAGAGAAGAGCUCCGGAAACUUUCUGAAGAAUGCGAGAAGCUUACAUCUGAAAAUAGUUCUAUUAAGGAAGAGUUGGACCGGUUGUGUGGGCCAGAAACAGUUGCUAACCUUGGAUGACACAGAAACAAGCCAUUACUUAGUGUCUGUCUCUGAGGGCAAUAGCAAAAAUUGGUAGUCCUAAGAAGAGUUUGCAGCUGGAAUCUUGUUAUCAAUCUCUUAAUUGAGAAUAGGAUAUAAUGUUUUUAUUGUUUUACUAAUUUAUACCAUUAACCCCUCAAUUGUAAUUGCCCUUGUGAUUUAUACGUCAUUUGUAAUAUUUAACCGCGCGGGAAAAUAGAAAAAUGUAGGCUACUCGAGCACUGCCAUUUAGAAUUCAGUUUUGCUACUGAUGUUGAGAAUCCAGCUUCAACUUUCCCAUUUCUCAGCUUUCAAA